Corapipo altera (White-ruffed manakin) is the source of this 4099-nucleotide messenger RNA. RefSeq names its product phosphatidylinositol-4-phosphate 5-kinase type 1 gamma (gene PIP5K1C). Bases 95 to 2140 code for a protein of 681 amino acids. NCBI's taxonomy places the organism in Eukaryota, Metazoa, Chordata, Aves, Passeriformes, Pipridae. Gene Ontology annotation, biological process: phosphatidylinositol metabolic process. Gene Ontology annotation, molecular function: phosphatidylinositol kinase activity. The record is from RefSeq and is a predicted model, not a curated record. The transcript has 19 exons.
CGCGCCGCGGCCGGUAGCCGGGAGGAGCGCGGAGGCGGGCACGGGCCUGUCCGGGGCCUGUCCUGCCCCGGGCCUGGGCCUGCCCGCGCCCGCCAUGGAGCAGGAGCUGCCCGAGGAGGUGGAGGGCUCGGCCGCGGCGGGUGCCGGUGCCAUCACCCCGGAGGCCGGCGUGGGGGGACCGGACGCGUCAGGAGGUCUGGCCCCAAAGAGGACAACUGUAACUGAGGGACCGUCAGUGCCAGGACAGCCUGGCCAAGGAAAGAAGAUUGGCCACCGAAGCGUGGAUGCUUCUGGGGAAACCACCUACAAAAAGACCACGUCAUCCACUCUGAAGGGGGCCAUCCAGCUGGGAAUUGGAUAUACUGUGGGCAAUCUGAGCUCCAAGCCAGAGAGAGAUGUCCUGAUGCAGGACUUCUAUGUGGUGGAGAGCAUUUUUUUCCCAAGCGAAGGCAGUAACCUCACCCCGGCUCACCACUACGCCGACUUCAGGUUCAAGACCUACGCCCCAGUGGCUUUCCGGUACUUCCGAGAGCUCUUUGGGAUUCGUCCAGAUGAUUAUUUGUAUUCGUUGUGUAACGAGCCUCUGAUCGAGCUGUCCAACCCCGGGGCCAGCGGCUCCCUCUUCUACGUCACCAGCGACGAUGAAUUCAUCAUAAAAACUGUGAUGCACAAGGAAGCUGAAUUCCUACAGAAGCUCCUUCCUGGCUACUACAUGAAUCUGAACCAGAACCCCCGGACUCUGCUCCCCAAGUUUUAUGGACUGUACUGUGUUCAGUCCGGGGGCAAAAACAUCCGCGUGGUCGUGAUGAACAACAUCCUGCCUCGAGUGGUGAAAAUGCACCUGAAAUUCGACCUCAAAGGCUCAACCUACAAACGCCGGGCAUCCAAGAAGGAAAAAGAAAAGUCCAGCCCUACGUACAAGGAUCUGGACUUCAUCCAAGACAUGCCCGAGGGCCUGAUGUUGGAUGCAGACACCUUCAGUGCUUUGGUGAAGACAUUGCAGCGAGACUGUCUGGUAUUGGAAAGUUUUAAAAUCAUGGACUACAGCCUCCUGCUUGGGGUUCAUAACAUAGACCAGCAGGAGCGGGAGCAGCUGGCCGAGGGAGCCCACAGCACGUCGGAUGAGAAGCGGCCCGUGGGGCAGAAGGCCCUGUACUCCACAGCCAUGGAGUCCAUCCAGAUAGGGGCUGCCCGGGGGGAGGCCAUAGACACCGACGAGACGAUGGGAGGGAUCCCAGCAGUGAAUGGCAAAGGAGAGCGUCUCCUGCUGCACGUAGGAAUCAUAGAUAUCCUGCAGUCAUACAGGUUCAUCAAGAAACUAGAACACACCUGGAAGGCCCUUGUCCAUGAUGGGGACACAGUGUCAGUACACAGACCCAGCUUUUAUGCAGAGAGAUUCUUCAAAUUCAUGACCAACACAGUGUUCCGAAAGAAUUCCUCUCUGAAGUCCUCCCCCUCGAAGAAAGGGCGCAGUGCCUUGCUGGCUGUGAGGGCGGCCGGUCCCACCGCGGCGUUCUCGGCUAGCCAGCUCACCUCCGAGAAUGACGACACUCAGUACGACCUGAGGGCGGCCAGGAGCUACCCCACGCUGGACGAUGAAGGUGCUCAGCCUGACCAGGACAGGGGAGAAGGUACGAGUGCAGCAGGCAGGCCAGACCUGCUGCCCUGCACUCCUCCUUCCUUCGAAGAAGCUACCACAGCCUCCAUAGCCACGACACUGUCGUCCACAUCCCUCUCUGUUCCCGAGCGAUCCCCUUCGGAGACCUCUGAGCAGCCCAGGUACAGGAGGCGCACACACUCCUCAGGGCAGGAUGGCAGGUCACACGAGGAGGUGCGGGUCGAGGAGGAGCAGCAGAUCAGUGUGGAGCUGGAGCCCAGGUGUGACGUUGAAAUCGUGGCUCCUGAAGAAGAAGGCAGAGAAGAGGCAGCUUCUUCAGCCUGUGCCAUUGUCACAUCUCCAGCCACCAUAGAGGUGGAGACGGCCAGCCAGGCCUCGGAGCCAGCCAGCCAGGCCUCGGAUGAAGAUGACGUGCCAGUCACAGACAUAUACUUUCCGACAGACGAGAGGAGUUGGGUUUACUCCCCGCUCCACUAUAGCGCUCAGCUCCACUCUGUCUCCGAUGAGGAGAGCGAUACAUAAUCUCUAUGCAGACACAGAAGUCCCAGAGAGCAGCGAUUCCCUCUGCAGGUCGAUGUGUUCCCUUUUCGUUGAUGCAGCCGUUCCAGUGGGAUGGGGAAGAGCUUGCUGGCACCAGUAUUGCUGCACUGCAGGACCCCGGGCACUGCGUUUCAGGACGGAGCAAAACUAUAACCGUGUAUUUCUACUCACCCCAGACGUGGGCAGCAAAGAAACCACCCGCUCACCCGCAGCUCCCAGCAGAGAAUUCCAGCUGGGUGUAGAGAAUCCUGGGUAGUAACACAGUGUUUUCCAGACGUGCACUACCGUAGCUACCUAUCCAUGUGUGAUACUGUGAACCUUUUUAAUUUUUUUAAUCAUGUAUUUAUUUCUUUUAUCUUUGCACAGAGACAGCACAAAUGUGCUUUUUUAAACAUUUAGUUUACUGCACUUUUUUUUUUUUUUCCAUAUAUUUGUGCAUCAGAAAGGAGCGCGAGACCUCACCGGAGAAGGGGUAGGAGCACGUUGCUGGGGAGGGCAGGGACAGGAGUGGCUUCAUUUGAGGCAGCAGCGUGGUCUGACCAACUGAGGGAGUCAGGAGGUUUAAGGCUGUCCAGACUCUGCCACGGUUUUGCUGAGUGACCCAAGGCGAGUCACUUAAACCACUCUGUGCCUCGGUUUCCCCUGUGCUGAUGGGUGUUCAGUACCCACGUCGUUACAGCACUUAAACCCUGGGAUGAAAGGUGCUAUGAAAAUGCAAUGUAUUAAAGGCCAUGGAAUAGAAUUACUCCCACGUUACCACAGUCCAAAGUAGCCAUGCCAACUCACUUGGAUCCAAACUCUCUAGUGACUUCUCCCGUCUGUGACACUGUGUGGGGGCAGCACACAGUCCUGUCAACAGUGACGUGGACUCAGCUCUCCCUGGACGUCGUGGUGGGCUCUGCCUUCCCCCUGUGCUGCACUGCUGCAUCACCCCUCCCUCUGUGCUUGGAGUCCACGCUUCAUCCGACCAGCUCCACCUGCUCCGGACCCGCAGGCACGGACAGACAGGAACUGGGCACCUCCCAGGCCUGGCCGUGCUGGAGAGUGAGUUCCCUGCCCUGCCAGCCCCACGUGGCGCUCGUCUGGACCCUGAUCCUCUGGAGACACUCAGCCCCCCACGUGCUCGUGCGUGUAUCCCGGGGUCACCCGUCCCCUCCGCUCCUCGGGGCAGGCAGGGAGCGCGGGCACAUCCACACACGCUGGAGGCAGAAGCGGGAGCCUGGCUCUGCCACGGAACUGUGCCAGCACUGCUGUGCUCGUGGACUCUGUUGGACAAAAAGCUGUGUGACUGGGGUGUUGCCUGGGGUCACGUCUGCUGCUGGAAAUCACUGCUGCGGGUGUCUGAGAGGGUUUGCUCUGCGGGGGCUGUAGGUGAGAGGGUUUGGUGUCACAGGGUGGUGUUCAGGCUCAUCCAUCAGCAGGACACACGCCACAGCGUUGUCUGGAAUCCAGCAAUCCCAUCCUCAUCUCCCAGAGAGAAGACAGGAAGUCCUUUAGGCCAGAGGGAGCCAGGUCUUGUUCAUGUGCUUUAUGAACCUCGCUUGAGAAAGAGGGUCAAAAUCUCUUUAUUCCCAUUACAAUCUUCACUGUCCUUGGGAUUCCUUGUAGAGGGGUGGGGAAUUGGGACCCUGCUCUCGGUCCCCCAAUCUGUGUUCACAGCAGCACUCGGGAGGGGUUAAGUGGGUUCCAGAAGGUAGCUGGGCUGGUGGGAAGCUCUUCCCUCUGCACUGUGCUGGACUUGGUGAGGAUCUUCAGGAACUGAUGUUUUCUUGCCUGGAAUACGGGACCUGGACUUCCCUGCCCUGCCUGCGGAUGUGGAAGGCUGUGGGUUGUGCUUCUCGGGAGCACAGCUGGGGGAUUGUGCAAGCUGCUGCUGUUCCAUGUAUCCAUGUAUUUACCAAAUAGUCUAUCAAAAGUCUCUCAAGAAACUUUCCCCUUUCA